Messenger RNA from Racocetra persica, 162 nucleotides. Lineage: Eukaryota; Fungi; Glomeromycota; Glomeromycetes; Diversisporales; Gigasporaceae. The record is from the annotation of a GenBank genome assembly.
CAAAUACUAAUAUUUGGUAUCCAGUUCCAAUAACAGAGCAAGAAGCUAAUACAUUGAAAAAUGAAAAUACAAUAAAAAAAGAAGAACUCAUUGCAAUUAUCAAUUUAAAAAUACGAAAUUUAAAUAAUGCUGAAGAAAUUGUAGAUGAAGAAAAUAUAAUUA